CUUCCUGUUACAUUCUCAGUCUCUGUCUGUCUUAUAGAAAUAGCAUGUUCACUAUUAAUCAGCCAAUAGACAGCAUUCUGACCUCUGCCCUGUGACUUCCUGAUCCUCCUCCUUUGAUAAAUAUAAGGACAGGCCAUGGAAUCAGGGAACUGUGAACUCAAAAUUCAUUUCUCAGAACAGAUCUGCCUGCUCACGGGGAAGAUGAAGGUCUCCGCAGCUGCCCUCUCUUUCCUCAUUCUCGUUGCUGCCCUUGGAUCCCAGGCCCAGGUCAUACCCGAUCCAGAAACAAGAGACCUUUUGGAGAAAGAGCAUAAGUUUCAACCUCCACUAGAUAAUAAGCUCUUUCACUCUCCUGCUGAUUGCUGCUUCUCAUAUACUCCACGAAGAAUCCGGUGUACAUUCAUGAAAGGUUAUUUUGAAACGAGCAGUGGGUGCUCUCAGCCAGGUGUCAUCUUUCUCACCAACAAGGGGCAACGUGUCUGUGCCAAACCCGAUGAUCCAUCAGUUCAAGAGUGCAUACAAAUACUGAAGCACUAACCAUCAUCCUUGGAUUCAGGAAUUAUGAAACUUGCAUAAGAAGAAAGCAGAGAAUGGCCAGCCCUCCCACCCCCAACUCUCUUGCCCCAGCACCUCCUAGGAAUUUUUUUGCCUGAACUGUUUUUUAAAGAAAUUUACUGUUCUGCUCUGGUUGUAAAAGUAAUGCAUCUAAUGAAGAGUAUUCAAUUUCACUUUGCUUGGAUUUUCAGAGGAAAUAAACUAAAAUAAAACUGAAAGAACUUCUGAACCCCAAAGAAAUUAAAAGCAAGUUCUCAUGUCUCAGCUCCUCUCUUCUGAACUGGCUAAUCUUUGAAGGUUUGGUUACAAUCUUCUCCAUCACUUGCUCAAAUCACAGUACAUUUUUACUUAAUAUCUGACCCACAGUAAUCUUUUGAAAGAUUCUUGUUUAUUCCAUAAUAUUCUCCUAUUUACCAAAAGAGAGAUUCUAGUCUUUGUUUCAUUAUUCUUGACUCGCACCUGCAGAUUCACACCAUUCAUGAUUUCCUGGCAACGACUUCAUUCUAGGAAACAUUCCUCAAGAACAUUCUAACUUCCUAUUCCAGUCUGCAGAGAUGAUUCUGGACCUGCCAAAAAAAAAAAAAAAAUAGUCAUACUGGGAUUUUUUUUUCUCACCACACUCCUGAGUUCAUUAUCUUGUGACAAAUGACCCACAGCUUCCCUCUUCCUUGAAUUUUUCAUCUUGCUAGAGUAUAUCCUCCAACUGCCUCCUACAGGAAAAGAUGACAAGGCAAACACUCUUCCUUGCCUCCUGGGGUCGACCAGGGCAGCAAAUCUGACCAUUCUGAUGCUCCCUUCCAGUAUUGCAGAGAAGUAGGAAAAAAUAAAUAAAAAAGGAAUCCACCUAGGGGACAGUGGUCAUGGCAGCAGAUUCCAGAGGUGGUGGUACUAGCACACAUGUUCAUGACCAGUUCUGGAGGUUGGCCUCGCCAGCUUCAGUGCCCAGCCGGGGCGUCAGUAUCCACACCACUGGCUCCUGGUGCAUGAUUUUGGCUGUGGCAUUCAAGCUGGUCUCUUUAGGUCUCUACCCGUUUUUCAAGCUUUCUUGACAUUUCUUUGCCCUACUCAAGACCGAUGUGAUCCUACAAUAUGUAUAAUCAGAAAAAUGAGAGAUUACACUCCAGUUAUGUAUGAUCUACCAAAAUGUAUAAAUGCAUUCUAUUGUGUAAAACUAUAGAACAAAUAAA
Messenger RNA from Sciurus carolinensis (gray squirrel), 1742 nucleotides. RefSeq names its product C-C motif chemokine 15-like. Gene Ontology annotation, biological process: immune response; chemokine-mediated signaling pathway; cellular response to interleukin-1. NCBI's taxonomy places the organism in Eukaryota, Metazoa, Chordata, Mammalia, Rodentia, Sciuridae. The record is from RefSeq and is a predicted model, not a curated record. Gene Ontology annotation, cellular component: extracellular region. Gene Ontology annotation, molecular function: CCR chemokine receptor binding; chemokine activity. The transcript is spliced from 4 exons. Bases 136 to 537 code for a protein of 133 amino acids.